AUGAAUCGGCGGAAUGUCCGACUACCACCCGAAGUCAACAGAGCCAUCUACGUGCGCAACCUACCGUUUAACAUCACAUCGGAGGAGAUGUACGACAUCUUUGGGAAAUACGGCGCCAUCAGGCAAAUACGCAUCGGAGUGACGAAAGAAACGCGAGGAACAGCGUUUGUGGUGUACGAGGACAUAUACGACGCUAAGAACGCUGUGGAGCAUCUGUCGGGGUUCAACGUGGCCAAUCGGUACCUCAUAGUGCUCUACUACCAGCAGGCCAAGUUCACCAAGAAGAUCGACCAGAAGAAGAACGAGGAGGAGCUGGAUAAGAUGCAGAAGAAGUAUGGCGUGUCAGGGGAGCAGAAAUAG
Closterium sp. Naga37s-1 is the source of this 360-nucleotide messenger RNA. NCBI's taxonomy places the organism in Eukaryota, Viridiplantae, Streptophyta, Zygnematophyceae, Desmidiales, Closteriaceae. The record is from the annotation of a GenBank genome assembly.